Styela clava is the source of this 574-nucleotide messenger RNA. The record is from RefSeq and is a predicted model, not a curated record. Lineage: Eukaryota; Metazoa; Chordata; Ascidiacea; Stolidobranchia; Styelidae.
UAGUAUUAGUCAACAGUGCCUGUUCCCCUGGACAAUUCUCUGAGUCAAUCAUUAAAGCAGAGUUUUGAAUGGUGCGUAUCUGACAUCAUUUGUAAAUCCAGCAGCGUGUGUGAUAGCCUAACAAAUUUAUGAGUUGACUCAAACGUGCAAUUUCGAAAUGGAUACAAAUAAGGAAAAUACCAAAAUGUGGAUGGAAUUAUCAGAUGGCAAGGAAAGUGAUUGGAGAGAUUGUUUUAAAAUAUGUCAGCGAGCAUUUCAAAAUGAUCCUUUCUACACUUACACACACCCGGAUCCAGCAAUUCGGCGAGAAUUUUUGAAAGUCUAUUUUGACUAUUUAUACCCAGCUAUUUUACAAGAUGGCAAAGGUAUAUUAGUUGUAAUAAAAGCUGAAGACGAGGAAGGAAUCAAAAUAAUUGGUGGGAUGUCAGUUACAAUGUAUCAGGAUGAGGAAUUAGAAAAUGAUCACACAGCUUUACUAGCAGUUGAUAGAAACGGUUGGAUGAAACAUUUGAGACGUGAUGACUGGGAAUGUGAAACCUAUUACGAAAAAUUACAAGAAUUGCAGACAAAUUAG